Molecule: messenger RNA, 1398 nt
Organism: Triticum aestivum (bread wheat)
Lineage: Eukaryota; Viridiplantae; Streptophyta; Magnoliopsida; Poales; Poaceae
Exons: 1
Coding region: 340-1257 (305 amino acids)
Source: RefSeq, a predicted model, not a curated record
UUCCAGCCGUGAAAGGGCAGCUAGAUACAAGGUGCAGACCAUUCUCCCACCCUAAGUGACAUAAUUGACAGAUCGGGCAAACACCAAUAAUUGGUAAGCUGUACAAGUGGUUUCUGCAAUUUCCUCCCGGCGGGCGGGUCGUACUUUGAUUCUUUUGGUUUUUCCAAGUCGUCCCUUGGCGACAACAACGUGCCGUUCCUUUUUCAACUCUUCCUCAGUUGACCGGUGAGCAAAGCAUAUAUCAGCCAUCCUCUCAGCCAACGUACAAAUCUCCUUGACAGCGUUAGGCAGUCCAUCCUCAACCUUCAGUUCUUCAAAGCACCUUACCAAAAAGGAACCAUGGCUGCCAAAACCACAUCAUGCUUUACUUUCCUAAAGGAAGCGCUGAUCCUCCCCACGUUAAACCCCAAGCUCUUCACGCCCUUGCUCCUCCUCUUUGCCGCCGCCGCCUUCCUUGACCACAUAGUCAAUUUCGUGUUCGUCCAGCCUCUCGCCGACGUCGUGGCCGGCCAUGCCACCGAGCUCAACAACACCGACUUCUCGAGCGCCGAAUACGCCAAGCUCAUGGAGAUGGAGGGGCCAAAGCAAGACGGCAUGAAGUUCAUCCUCAUCGCCGUAUCCGAGGUGAUGGUCGCCCUGGCGGUCGGCUUCGUCAAGAAGAUCCUCUUCCUCUUCGCGGCCUCCACGACCUACUCCGGCGGCCGCUACUCGCUGGCCGAGCUCCUGCGCGAGCUGGUCAAGGGGAGGAUCAGCCUGAAGGGGCCUUCCAUCACCAUCGCCGUCGUCGACGCGCUUGACUUCGCGUCGGCGGUCCUGGCCGCGCUGAUUCCCGCUCCCGCCCUGAUGGGCGGGCUCUCGGGGGUGCUCUCCGUCCAGGGUCUCGUCUACCUCAUCGCGCUCCUCACCUCCCUCUACUUCACCGCCGUGGCGUUGGUGGGCGUCGGCGCGUCGGUGGUCGACAGGAGGUGCCGCGGCGUGGGGGCGCUCCGGCAGGCGUGGCGGCUCGUGACGCUGGUGAGGAGAAAGGAGGGCCUCCUGCUGGUGCUCGUGGCGCACUUCGUGCCGACCGUCGUGGCUCCGCUGUACCGGGUUGCUCUUGCGUAUGCCAAGACGAGCAUGGCGGUGUGCUUGUGCUUGUUGGCUGUGCAUGCUUUUCUGUCUUGUGCGCUGCAGCUCGUCUCUCUGAUGGCAGCAACGGUGUACUACUACCAAGCCAUGCAGACCAAGGAGGUGAUCAAUGCCUUGCGGUUAUGCUAAGAGCACAUUCCUUUCGGGGAAGGAGAUGUGUCCUUCAUCCAAUACUGGUUAUAAUGCUAUAGAGGGAUGCUUUGAUUUCUUCGUGUGACAAUGUAUACAAGUCCUUGUUCAAAAAAUGUAUACCAGCUGUACGCAAGGUUU